Messenger RNA from Vitis riparia (riverbank grape), 4381 nucleotides. Its product is annotated as disease resistance protein RPV1-like. The transcript is spliced from 7 exons. The record is from RefSeq and is a predicted model, not a curated record. Gene Ontology annotation, biological process: signal transduction; defense response. Lineage: Eukaryota; Viridiplantae; Streptophyta; Magnoliopsida; Vitales; Vitaceae. The coding region runs from base 118 to 2982 and encodes 954 amino acids. Gene Ontology annotation, molecular function: protein binding; ADP binding.
GUUUUGCAGACUCUUGGGAUACUAUAAGACCCUCUUCAGGGACAUUAGUAGUGACUGUGUGCAAGUUGAUCCUCAACUCUCUUGUUGCCUUCCAGUUCCCACAAACCCUGUCCCAAAAUGGCUUCCUCAAGCACCCAAAAACCCUCUUCUUCUUCAGCUCCAACCGGAAAAUGCAACUUCGAUGUCUUCUUGAGUUUUAGAGGGGAAGAUACCCGCUACAAUUUUACGGAUCAUCUAUUCCAACAUUUGAAACAGGAGGGCAUUAACACUUUCAGAGAUGAUAAACUUCAAAGAGGAGAGGAGAUCGCACAAGAACUUUUGGAAUCUAUCGAAGGAUCAAAAUUUUCCAUAAUUGUUUUCUCAGAAAACUAUGCUCAUUCCAAAUGGUGUUUGGAUGAGCUAGCAAAGAUCAUGGAGUGCAGAAAAAAAAAGGAUCAAAGAGUCUUGCCAGUUUUCUACCAUGUGGAUCCUUCUGAUGUGCGGAACCAAAAAGGCAGUUUUGGAGAAGCAUUUGCGAAUCAUGAAAUACAUGUAGACGAGGAGAAGGUGCAAAGGUGGAAGGCUGCCAUGAAUAAAGCAGGCUCUCUAAGUGGUUGGCAUGUGAUCAAGGAUGAGUAUGAGUCGAAGUAUAUUGACAAAAUUCUUAAAGACAUCCGUAAAAUAUUGGGUCCUAAACAUUUGCAUGUUGGUGAUGGUAUAGUUGGGAUGAGUUCUCGCUUAGAAGAACUAAAAUCAUUGAUAAAUAGACAAUCACGUGACGUUUGUGUGGUUGGGAUCUAUGGAACCGGUGGAAUUGGCAAAACUACCAUUGCCAAGAUUGUUUAUAAUGAGAUUCAAUGUGAAUUCAAUGGUGCUAGCUUUCUUCAAAAUGUCAAAGAGAGUUUCAACAAGGGUUGUCAACUUCAACUACUAGAACAACUUCUUCAUGGUAUAGGAGGGGAAAAAAUAAAGUUGAGUAAUAUCGAUGAAGGACACGAUAUAAUAAAGAAUACAUGUGGCUCAAAAAAAGUUCUUAUUGUUAUUGAUGAUGUGGAUCAUAUGGGGCAAUUAGAGUCAUUAAUUGGAAAUAGGGACUGGUUUGGUGCAGGAACUAGAAUUAUUAUAACAACUAGAGACCAACAUUUGCUAGAUUGUUAUGAAGCGAAUGAAAGAUAUAAGGUGAAGAAUUUAGAUGAUGCAAAAGCUAUUCGACUCUUCAGCAAGCAUGCCUUUAAAGAAAAUGCUCCUAAAGAAGAUUAUGUAAAACUAUCAAACUGCAUGGUAGAUUAUGCUCAGGGCCUUCCUUUAGCCCUUAAAGUUCUUGGUAGUUCUCUUCGUGGCAUGACAAUAGAUGAAUGGAAAAAUGCAUUGGAUAAAGUAAAAAAUAAUCUUAUGAAGGAGAUUUAUGAUGUGCUUAGAAUAAGCUUUGAUAUGCUUGAUUGUUCUCAAAAGAAGGUAUUCCUUGACAUCGCAUGUUUUUUCAAAGGAGAAGACAAAGCUUUUGUGUUGAAAAUAUUAGAUAGUUGCAAUUUAUAUGCAACAUGCAACAUAAAAGUUCUUUAUGAUAAAUGUCUAAUAACUUUUUCACACAACAUGAUACAAAUGCAUGACUUGAUACAACAAAUGGGUUGGAGAAUUGUUCGCGAAGAAUAUCCUGGAAGACCAAGCAAAUGGAGCAGAUUGUGGGAUCUAGAUGAUAUUCAUAAAGCAUUAUUUGCACAAGAGGGAAUGGAACAAGUUGAAGCCAUAUCAUAUGACUUGUCUCGAUCAAAAGAAAUGCAGGUGAAUAAACAGGUUUUUGAAAGUAUGAAGAAUCUAAGAUUUCUCAAACUCCAUUGGGGGGGUUAUCAUGAUUUUAUGACGAAGACAAAUGAAGUGUUCCUUCCCAAAGACUUCGAGUUUCCUUCUCAAGAGUUAAGAUAUCUUUACUGGGAAGGAUGCCCUUUGCAAACCUUGCCAUCAAAUUUUAAUGGAGAGAAUCUUGUUGAGCUCCACAUGAGAGAUAGCACCAUAAAACAACUUUGGAAAGGGCGUAAGGUUCUUGGAAAGUUAAAGAUCAUUGACUUAAGUGGCUCAGAAUUGCUCACCAAAAUGCCAGAAUUAUCAAGCAUGCCGAAUCUUGAGGAGCUUAACCUCCGGUAUUGUAGAAGGUUGAAGAAAUUUCUUGAGAUCCGUGAAACUAUGGGAAGUUUAAAGACACUUUAUUUAGAUCAGAGUGGAAUUAAGGAAAUACGAAGCAGUGUUGAGUACUUGCCAGCUCUUGAAUAUCUUUCACUUUGGAGUUGCAGAAAUUUUGACAAAUUUCAGGAUAAUUUUGGGAAUUUGAGACAUCUAAGGUUCAUCCAUGCAAAGAAGGCAAUUUGCCUCGAUGAUUGCUCAAACUUGGAGAACUUUCGAGAGAUCCAUGUUAUGAAACGUUUAGCGCGUCUUGAUUUAAGGAGGACUGCCAUCAAGGAACUUCCAAACGCGUUUGGGUGCUUGGAGGCUCUCGAAGUUCUUGAUCUAAGUGGUUGCUCAAAUUUUGAGGAGUUUCCUGAGAUCCAAAAUAUGGGAAAUCUAGACUUUCUUUAUCUAAACGAGACUGCUAUUAAAGAAUUACCAUGCUCAAUAGGUCAUCUCACCAAACUUCGUGUGUUAGAUCUAGGAAAUUGCAAAAAUUUGAGGAGUCUUCCUAAUAGCAUUUGUGGGUUGAAAUCACUUAAAGUCCUCAAUCUCAAUGGCUGUUCAAAUCUGGUGGCUUUUCCAGAAAUCAUGGAGGAUAUGAAACACUUAGAAGAACUUAUUUUAAGUAAAACGCCUAUAACAGAGCUGCCACCAUCAAUUGAACAUCUAAAAGGUCUUAGACGCUUGGUAUUGAACAAUUGUGAGAAGCUUGUGACUCUUCCAUAUAGCAUUAGCAAUUUGACACAUCUUACACGCUUGGAAUUGAUAAAUUGUGAGAAGCUUGUGACUCUUCCAAAAGGUAAUUUGACAGAUCUUCCACGCUUGGAAUUGAAGAAUUGACACAUCUGGGAACUUUAUCAACUCCUUCGAGCCCACUCUGGUCUUCUCUCCUCAACCUCUUCAAAUCACGUAGUCAGAGUUGUGAAUACGAAAUAGACUCAAACUCCUUAUGGUGCUUCCAUGUACCUAAAGUUGUUGUUCCAGGAAGUGGUGGAAUACCAGAGUGGACAAGUCAUCAGAGUAUGGGACGCCAAGCAAUAAUAGAGCUCCCAAAGAAUCAGUAUGAAGAUAACAAUUUCUUGGGAUUUGCUGUUUUCUUCCAUCAUGUUCCACUUGAUGAUUUUUGCACGCAUAGAGUUGGUCGUUUUCUACAAUUUGAAUUGAGGAUAUCCCAUGAUGAUCAAUCUGAACGGGUAAUUAAAAUAAUGAGUUGUUUCCAUUUUGAAUCAUGGGAUCUACCAUUGUGCGUGACCUAUCUCCCUAAGUUUGCCAUUCCAAGUGAGCAUCGAUACGCUAAGCAUAGACAACAACAGAAUCAGAGCCAUGGGCUUGAUUCUUAUAAUGUUUGUGGGAUACAUCUUAUAUACUCCAAAAAUUAUCACCAACAGAAUCAGAGCCAUGGGCCUGAAGCCAUGAGGAUCCACAUCAGAAAAGAUCAAGACAUCUCCUGUGAUUUCCAAGCUUCUCCCUACAGGUUCCAUUGGCCGAAAGAAAUCCACGAGGAGGGGCCUAGUGGAAGCGGGUGCUCUAAUACAGAUGGCUCAGAAUCAGAGAACUCUGAAUACUAUUCUGCUGACGAGAGGGACCCCACUGUUGACUGCUGACUGCUGAGGAGGAACCGACCACACAAAUGCUUGAUACGCACCCAAAUCUUCUCAUAUCAACUCUUGACCCCUCUUGGACCAAGGGAUAUUCGUUGGCCACCCGGGAAUAGCUGGGAUUUUUUUAUUUGGAGGAGUGGGGGACGGCUUCCAGGUGAGUUGCAUGCUGGGACGUGUGGCAAGGACUACCAACUUGCAAUGGUGGUGGUUGAGGGUGGUGACAUCUUUGCUGAAGGGUGAGCAGUGGAGCUGGUAGAAGCUUAUAGGAGAAGGAAGAAAUAGAGCAAGAUGAGGGGGCUUGUGGGUCGGCGGAUUCUGGAGGAGAAGAUUUCGAGAGCAGAACAAAAGAAGAGAGCUAGAAGCUCGGAUGAUCAAGUUGGAAAUGAGCUUUUCCAAGUAUGAAUGUUAUGUACUUAUUCGGAUUCUUAUUGUUCUUCUAUAUUUCAUGUUGAUCUCUGAAUGUCAUUGACCUAUUUGGGUGUGGAUGACUAAGGCCACAUGCAUGUUUUGAUGAUCCUAGACUAUUUUGUGGUUUUGAUACUGUUUUAUUCUUCUUUCAUAUCCUUUGAUUUCAUGUGAAGAUUAUCCUGUAUAUUGUUCUGUUCUAGAUUUUAUUGAAAUUCUUCUUUUAGCAUUUA